CCGGCGGAUAAUGAACUGUGUGUAAAGUUAGAGAAGACAGCUACAAAGAUUCAGUCAUGGUGGCGUGGCAACAUGGUGCGCCGGACGCUACUGCACGCAACGCUCAGGGCCUUGGUCAUCCAGUGCUGGUGGCGGUCGCUGCAGGCCAAGAUGUUGGAGCAAAGACGGUGCCUGGCACUAAGACUCUACACCCACCAGGAAUGGGCGGUGGUGAAGGUGCAGGCGCACGUCCGCAUGUGGCAAGCCCGCAGACGCUUCCUGGAGACGCGCCAGGCGGCCCGCGUUAUCCAGACGCACUGGCGCUGGCACACCAGCCAGACCCGGGGCCUCAUCUGGGGCCGCUAUGAGGUCGGGGCCAGCCGGCUGGCACUGGACAUUGAAAUCCUCAUGGACUAG
Jaculus jaculus (lesser Egyptian jerboa) is the source of this 396-nucleotide messenger RNA. RefSeq names its product IQ motif containing F6 (gene Iqcf6). The transcript is spliced from 2 exons. Bases 73 to 396 code for a protein of 107 amino acids. Lineage: Eukaryota; Metazoa; Chordata; Mammalia; Rodentia; Dipodidae. The record is from RefSeq and is a predicted model, not a curated record. Gene Ontology annotation, molecular function: calmodulin binding.